Molecule: messenger RNA, 1030 nt
Organism: Ciona intestinalis (vase tunicate)
Lineage: Eukaryota; Metazoa; Chordata; Ascidiacea; Phlebobranchia; Cionidae
Source: RefSeq, a predicted model, not a curated record
CAUCUAUGGUUGAAUUUCUAUGAAUUUACAACCACACAGAUGAAAAACGAUCUUAUGUGAAUAUAUUUUCUGUUCCUUGUAACAAUUCUACAUCUGCCCUUCUUAGCAAAGUCAGCUGUGUCUUCUACGAAAACAACUAAACAUGGGUGAUAAAGCGACUCGUUUUCACCCCGUUCACUUCGAAAACAUUAACAAGCAACUGGAAGAACUAAAGUGUAAGCAAGUCCAAAUCGUUGCCCAAAAGCGCGACUUACAAAUUGUUCGUCAUCAGCUGGAGACCCAAUACAAUGCUGUUAAAGAAACGAACGUACAAAUUAAAUCCGAGAAUACCAAGUUACACGAAAGAGUUAAAACCACAAGACAGAAUAUAGAGACUUUAUGCCAAAGAGCAAAGAAUAUAGGGAUCAAAAUUCAAGAGCAGAAAAACAGCACCAAACAUUGGUCUAAUACUACCUUUCAGGAACAAAAUGAGUUUACACUCUGGAUCAGGCAGUGGGGAAAGCAAAUGUCAGACUUAUCAGAGCAAUUUUUUAAAGCUGCAAGAUUAUUUCAAGAAGAAAAUGUAACAGUUGAAUUGGAGAAAAGUAAAGAAAGAGAAAUACAAUUAAACGAGAACACAAAAGAAAUACAACAAGCUAUUGAGAAUUUUACAAACAUGAUGCAGGCCAUGAAGCUUAAAUGGGAAGGAAACAAAGUUCUUCAAUUUCUAGUGGGAGAAGAAGCAACCACAGUUAGUGAACAUGCGAAAAAAUAUCAAAAUGAAUUGGAAUGCUCCUUAAAAGAACAAGAAAGACUUUCUGAAGAGAUAAGCCGAAUCAAACUCUGGAUGGAUAAUGAUGAAGUUACAAUCUAGUAAUUUUAAAUGCUCUAUUAUAAGAGAGGUUUUAUUCAAACUGCUAAUCUAAUAUUUCAAAACCAGUCAUACCAACUUUCCAUCUCCAUAGUCCUUUGGUUCACCUGUAAACAGAACCACAAAACAGUUGUUUUUACUUUUGUUGAUGUAUUUUUUUAAUAAACAUGGUUUACCUGA